Messenger RNA from Pangasianodon hypophthalmus (striped catfish), 1839 nucleotides. RefSeq names its product cilia and flagella associated protein 73 (gene cfap73). The transcript is spliced from 7 exons. The record is from RefSeq and is a predicted model, not a curated record. Bases 203 to 1144 code for a protein of 313 amino acids. Lineage: Eukaryota; Metazoa; Chordata; Actinopteri; Siluriformes; Pangasiidae.
CUGUGACUCUGUGAUUGUGUGACUGUGUGACUGUUUGAAUGUGUGACUGUGACUCUGUGACUGUGUGACUCUGUCGCUUUUUCUCCACUUGAGGGCGACAGAGUCACUUCCGGGUUCUGGUUUCCGUGGAAACGACAACAGAAAAAACAGUGUGAACUCGAGGUGAUUUUCUGGAAGAGGAUUGUAAAGAGUGGGAGAGAAAAUGAGUGUGAAGUUGGAGGAGUGCAUCAGGACUGUUUUUGAGGAACACCUCUCAGAGAGUGUUAGCGUGCAGGAAAAGGGUGUGUGUUCAGGAGUCACAUGUCUACUGGAAAAGCGCAGACAGAUUAAACACGUGGACGGUGUGUUGAGGACUCAGAGACGGGAGUUUGAGGUAAAGAGAGAGAGUCUCAGACAGAGAAGAGACGAGUUGAAGAAAGAAGAAGAAAAUCUUAAAGACUCUUUACUGAAGUUUGACAAAUUUCUCAAAGAGAACGAUGCUAAGCGAGCGAGAGGUGUGAAGAAGGCGGAGUCUGAGCGAGCCGUGCUGAGAGAGCGAGAGCGAGAGCUGGAGCUGUUACACACACACAUCGCCGCCCUGCUGGUGAAAAAGGAGAAACUGCGUGCGAGAGUCGAGCGCUUCAGAGUCUACUGUGAGUUCUUACACACCGUACUGAAGACGGCCACGAAGUUUGAGGACGUCGGGCAGCUUGUGGCUCGCUUCGAGACGCUGAUGUCGACGCGAGAGCACCUGCUGAGACGGCAGAGCGAGAUGGAGAGACAGAGAGAGAGCGACAGCUUAGAGCUGAGACGCUACGUCAGCGAACAAAACUCCAUCUUACUGCAGUACAGCAACACGCUGUCACAGCUACAGACCGAGCUGGACAACGUCCUGUCUCACACACUCGCGCAGGAGUUGUCAAGGAAUCACAUCCAGGCUGCGGCGGUGAAAGAGACGCAUCUGUUGAGUCAGAUAAAGGUGGUGACCCUUAACCUUUAUCACAUGACCGGCGGCAUCACGGGCGGAGACGAAGGCGUUGAUGUGGACGACACUGUGGAACAGCUGGACCGGGUUCGGCUGUAUAUCGAGGAUCGGGCCGAGAUCCUCGCGCAUCUCAGAUCAGACAGAAGCAGCAGAUCCUCCAGGCUGAGUGACGGGGAGUAAAAGUCUGCACACACACACACACACACAGCCAGUGUUGUACGACACACACUGUUACAAUCUGUCUGACAAAUAAACACUAUACACGUACUGUGCAAAAGUUUAGGCACCCUAAUUUUUCUAUGCAUUUUGUCAUAGUUGUUUAUUUCAUGUAUUCCGCAUUAAUGUAGAGAAUUUCUUCUGGCAAAAAAAAAAAAAAAGUUACUGAGAAUAUUUUUAUAUCAUUAUAGAACAUCAUGUAUUACAUUUCAGAUCUUUUUUUUUUUCAAAUAAAAGGAAUUUAUUGUACAUUCACUGUUUUUUUCGUUUAUCUGGUAUGCAGUAGACGUCGUGAUGUUACAUCAUCAGCGUGCGUCCACUUGACUAGCUGCACGUUAUCGAAAUUACCGCUAGGCAUCGAAUAUUUGUUCAUAUUGACUUUUUUCAGAUGUAAUUCAUUUAAAAAGAAAAGAAAACGAAUAAAAGAGUGUGUCGUAGGUUUCGUUUUGAAUUUGCGGCGACACACUGCUCACGCUGCACGACCCUGAUCAUGUGACUAAUCAGCGCUUUUACUAUCUGUUAAUGUUUUAAUGGCUCAGAUCUGGAACAUCAGGGAAAUAAACCACACGUACAAUAUCACACACUUCAUCUUCUAAUCAAGAUGUAAGGAAUAACACACUCCGUGUGGUGCUGUUAUAGGAAAAUAAUCAGUGACUGGG